Molecule: messenger RNA, 1269 nt
Organism: Funneliformis caledonium
Lineage: Eukaryota; Fungi; Glomeromycota; Glomeromycetes; Glomerales; Glomeraceae
Source: the annotation of a GenBank genome assembly
AUGUUAUCCUCACGCACCACACGAUUGUCUGUGAAGUCGGUAGUACCAUUUCGAGCAUUUCUAACUAGUUGGGCGCAUGUUCCUCAAGGACCGCCCGAUGCCAUUCUUGGCGUUACGGAUGCUUUUAAAAAAGACCAGCACCCGAAAAAGAUGAACUUGGGUGUUGGCGCUUACAGAGACGAUAGAGGUAAACCGUGUGUAUUGAAUGCGGUUAGAAAGGCGGAAGAAAUGAUCCUUAAAGAUAAGCUUGACAAAGAAUACCUUCCAAUCACCGGUCUUGCAUCCUUUACCAAAGAAGCCGCGCUCUUGGCUUACGGUAAAGAUUCGGAACCGUUGGGGGAAGGAAGGAUAGCUGUUACACAGUCAAUUUCUGGUACCGGAGCGCUCCGGAUCGGGGGUACCUUUUUAAAUCGAUUCUAUCAACACAAUAAAAAAAUAUUUGUACCGACUCCAACAUGGGGAAAUCAUCACGCCGUAUUCAGAGAUUCCGGAUUGGAAGUUGGACAAUACAGAUAUUAUGAUAAAUUGACCAAUGGUUUAGAUUUCAAUGGCUUCGUUGAAGAUAUCCAGAAUGCCCCCAAAAAUUCCAUCUUUUUAUUACACGCCUGCGCGCAUAAUCCUACCGGAGUUGAUCCAACGCCACAACAGUGGGAUCAGCUUUCUAAAAUUAUUAAGGAACGUAACCAUUUCACUUUCUUUGAUAUGGCCUACCAAGGAUUUGCCUCGGGUGAUACAGAUCGUGACGCCUAUGCGAUUCGAAAGUUUGUCUCUGAUGGACAUCGACUUUGUUUAUCACAGUCAUUUGCCAAGAAUAUGGGACUUUACGCCGAACGUGUUGGUUCCUUUUCAAUCAUCUCCGACAAUCCAAAAGAGAAGGCAGCGAUAGAUUCACAGUUAAAGAUUUUAAUUCGACCAAUGUACUCGAACCCUCCGGUAAACGGGUCAAGGAUCGCAAGCUACGUACUAAGUAACCCCGAAUUGAACAAGGAAUGGUUGGGCGAAGUCAAAACCAUGGCUGAUCGAAUUAUCACGAUGCGGGACAAGCUCAAAAAGCAUUUGGUACAAGAUUUUGAAUCCAAACAUAAUUGGAACCAUAUCACAGAUCAGAUUGGCAUGUUUUGUUACACGGGGUUGAAACCCGAACAGGUUGAACGUCUCACCAACGAUUUCCACGUAUAUUUAACAAAGGACGGACGGAUUUCAAUUGCCGGCAUCUCCUCACAUAAUGUAAAAUAUUUGGCUGAAGCUAUUCAUGAAGUAACAAAAUAA